Alternaria hordeiaustralica is the source of this 981-nucleotide messenger RNA. RefSeq lists its product as uncharacterized. Lineage: Eukaryota; Fungi; Ascomycota; Dothideomycetes; Pleosporales; Pleosporaceae. The transcript has a single exon. The record is from RefSeq and is a predicted model, not a curated record. Bases 1 to 981 code for a protein of 326 amino acids.
AUGCCCACAAGUCCACGGGUCGUAUAUCACCUAGAAGCGUACAUGGAGUCCGAUCUACCCGGCACACCACCAGUACGAGUCCGACAAGAAAUCACCUACAUGCCACCAGCGCCCCCCUACGACCGCUCCCUCCAGCAACCCGACCUAAACUUCGGCACCAAACUACCCAAACACUGCAGCGCAGCGAAGCUAAUCCGGACCCGCAAACUCCUCCCCAACUACGGCGAAAACUCCAGCAAACUCGGCCGCUUCAAAGACAAACUCGCCGACAAAGAACUCCUCUUCGGCAUCGAGUCCUUUGCAGAAAUCCCUUACGCCCAAUUCAACGUGCUCGCCACUCCACCCAGCAUCCUAGUCAUUGGAUCCCCCCUCCCAGCUAUCGUAACAGUGCAACAUACCAAACGCUCGGAAUCGCUGCCUUCCCCACCCGAUCUCUUCAUCCGGCGUUUAAAAGUCCAGCUAAACGCAAAAAUCAACGUCUUCCUCCCCAACGAAGCCUUCUUCAAACACCCCAGCAGAGUAACCAACCACACCGACCGCCGCACCAUCGUCCUCUGCGACCACAAAUACGAAACAGGUGACGGCGAGCCCCUCUACGACGGCCUCAACCUGCUCGACGUGGCGAACAUCGAACUCGCAAAGGAUGGCAACAUAGCACCCAGCUUCACUAGCUACGGCCUAAACCUAGAAUACGAGCUUCAAAUCGAGAUCACGGGUCGAUGUGCGGACAGAGAGUGGUCCGGCAUCGCUUGCACACAACCCGUGCAAGUAGUCACGGAUUGGCAGGCUGCUCCAACCGAACCUCCUAAUGUAUUCGAAGCUGGGCCGGGACCGCUGGCAUACCACGAAUUAGAUGCUGCGCCGAGGUUAUACGAACUGGCUGUUCACACGGAGGAACCGCCGCCUUAUCAUGAUGAGCCGCCGCCGUAUAAUAGGAUGCUUGGUAGAACUGAUGUGGGGGGUCCGGUGGGGGCUGUUUGA